Molecule: messenger RNA, 5295 nt
Organism: Ctenopharyngodon idella (grass carp)
Lineage: Eukaryota; Metazoa; Chordata; Actinopteri; Cypriniformes; Xenocyprididae
Gene: slc9a6a
Product: solute carrier family 9 member A6a
Exons: 16
Coding region: 125-2203 (692 amino acids)
Biological process (GO): proton transmembrane transport; regulation of pH; sodium ion transport
Cellular component (GO): recycling endosome; membrane
Molecular function (GO): sodium:proton antiporter activity
Source: RefSeq, a predicted model, not a curated record
CACAUGCAGUGGGCGGGACGUCACUGGGAAUCAGGAACAAUCUACAUGAUUGUAUUUGCUAAUGCUCCUGCCUUAGGUUAUAGUGCAUUCAUCUUAUAUCUUUCCACCUAAAAGAAAUGCCAACAUGGGCUCCACAUGUGAAAUGAACGCCGCGGUGAGUGUUUGGAGAAGACUGCCUCUGUUUGUUUUGGCGAGCUCCCUCUGCUUGUGCCUGAGCAGAGCUGAAGACAGUGCGAUGGAGAACAUCGUGACAGAGAAGAAAGCUGAGGAAAGCCACAGACAAGACAGUGCCGACCUGCUGAUCUUUAUCCUGCUCCUCACCCUGACAAUCUUGACCAUAUGGUUGUUCAAACACCGCCGGUUCAGGUUUCUGCACGAGACUGGACUGGCUAUGAUAUAUGGGUUGCUUGUUGGUGUCGUCCUGCGUUAUGCUAUUCAUGUGCCCAGCAACAUGAACAAUGUUACAUUGAGCUGUAAUGUCAAUGCCAGUCCUGCCACACUGCUGAUGAAUGUCAGUGGUAAGUUUUAUGAGUACACACUGAAAGGAGAGAUCGGUGCCAAUGAAGUCAAUGACAUUCAGGACAACGAGAUGCUCCGCAAGGUGACCUUUGACCCAGAGGUCUUCUUCAAUAUUCUCUUGCCCCCCAUCAUUUUUCAUGCUGGAUACAGUUUAAAACGAAGACAUUUCUUCAGGAACUUGGGCUCCAUUCUUGUCUAUGCAUUUGUGGGAACCGUGGUGUCUUGUUUUAUCAUUGGGUUGUUAAUGUAUGGUUGCGUGACGCUGAUGAAGCAAAUUGGCCAUCUGGGUGGUGACUUCUUCUUCACUGAUUGCCUUUUCUUUGGUGCCAUUGUCUCAGCCACUGACCCAGUAACAGUUCUGGCCAUCUUCAAUGAGCUGCACGUGGAUUCUGACCUGUACGCUCUGCUGUUUGGAGAAAGUGUCCUGAAUGAUGCCGUCGCUGUCGUACUGUCCUCGUCAAUUGUAGCAUAUCAGCCUGAGGGAGACAACACUCACACGUUUGAAGCCAUGGCCAUGCUGAAGUCCUUUGGCAUCUUCCUGGGGGUCUUCAGUGGUUCUUUUGCUCUUGGAGUGGCAACUGGAGUCGUAACUGCCUUGGUUACUAAGUUCACUAAGCUUAGGGACUUGCCAUUGCUGGAGACGGCACUGUUCUUCCUUAUGUCCUGGAGCACAUUCCUACUCGCCGAGGCAUGUGGAUUUACAGGUGUGGUGGCGGUUCUGUUCUGUGGAAUGACACAGGCUCAUUACACCUUUAACAACCUGUCUCCUGAAUCUCAGGACAGGACGAAACAAUUAUUCGAGCUACUGAAUUUCCUAGCUGAGAACUUCAUAUUUUCCUACAUGGGCUUGACAUUGUUUACCUUCCAGAACCACGUCUUCAACCCGAUCUUCAUAGUGUUUGCAUUCCUGGCUGUGUUUCUGGGCAGAGCGGCGAACAUCUACCCCCUCUCCUUCCUGUUGAACUUGGGCCGUAAAAACAAGAUCAGCCCCAACUUCCAGCACAUGAUGAUGUUUGCAGGUCUUCGUGGCGCCAUGACUUUCGCCCUGUCAAUCAGAGACACGGCCACAUAUGCACGGCAGAUGAUGUUCUCCACCACGCUGCUGGUGGUUUUCUUCACCGUUUGGAUCUGCGGUGGAGGCACAACUCAGAUGCUGUCCUGCCAGAAAAUCCGUGUUGGAGUGGACGCAGAUCAGGAGAACACUAUCGGCCCUGAUGGAGUGGAGUGUAGGAGCACCAAACAUGAGAGCGCCUGGCCCUUCAGGAUCUGGUAUAACUUUGAUCACAAUUAUCUGAAGCCCAUUUUGACUCAUAGUGGACCACCACUCACUGCCACACUUCCUACCUGCUGUGGCCCUCUGGCACGCUGCCUCACCAGCCCACAGGCGUAUGAGAAUGAGGGGCAGCUGAAAGACGACGACUCUGACCUGAUCCUGAAUGACGGUGACAUCAAUCUGACGUACGGUGACAUCACCGUGAGCACAGAUGCUACAGGUGCUCACACGAGCGGUACGACCGUCGGAGGAGUGGCCAUGAACUCUGACGAGGCUCUGGAUCGAGAGCUGGCAUUCGGCGACCAUGAGCUGGUGAUCCGAGGCACCCGAUUGGUCCUGCCCAUGGAUGAUUCGGAGCCCCCGCUGCCUCUUGACUCCCGCCACCGGCACAAGUACGAAACGAUGAGUUGAACGGGGCAAUCGGUGACCGAACGAGUCUCUCUUCUCUCUAUCAUCUCUCAUCCGGAGCGAUCUCUCUCAGCACCUCUCCUGUCUCUGAAGUGGCUGGUUUGAUGUCUCUACCUCAUUCGUCCCUCUUUCUUUUACAUCAUCACAGAAAUGUAAAUUAUUUAUCCACUUCUCUUCUGCAAACCAUUAUGUUUUUUUUCUUUUUCUUUUUUGUUUUCAGUGACUCUUCCGCUAACCAGACCACUUAGCAUCUUACAUCACGGAUUGGAAGCAUGCUUUGGUUUCUCUAAGGUUAUCAUGACAACAGAAUAAGCAUACUUUUAUUGUCUGUAUAGCAAGGCGUAAAAUUGCCGUGACCUGGCCUGCAUGCUUAUUUGUGUCCUCUCUUGACGUGUGAGCGCUUGUUUAGGAGAUGUGAAAAGAGUCCGUGGCACAUUCCCGUGGGUCUGAAGCUUUUUACUGCCUUCUCUUGUUGUGACAGUCUGACAGAGGCGUGCUGACCGGUGGCUCUGCGUUUGCUGUGCAGUUACAAUCAAGUGCCUGUUGAAUGUAGUUUUCCCCCUUAGAGCAAAAUGACACUCUUUGUUGUCCACUAGAGGGAGGCCUUGUAUUUUCAUACGGUUUUGUUUGUGCGGGCGGACACCAUUCACUCAGAGUAACUUAUGAUUGGCUGUGGAGACAUGUUUGGAUCUUAUAUUGUGACCUUUGACUGUGAAUCUAUGGAGGUUUUUUACGCCUUGUUGUUCGUGUUAUUGUUCCGCCCAGUCAGAAGAUAGAGAGCCAUUCAUGUAGUGCAAUUUCUUUUCUUUUUUUUUCUUUUUUUUUUUGAUGUUGUUGUAACAUUUUUCUAAGGCAACUAAUUGCAUAUAGCUUUAAGAUAUUAUUUUUCCUUCUUUUUUAUGUAGUUAAAAAUGUUUAAUGAACAAAUGUCAUGUUUACCUAAGAAUAUUUUGACAUAUAAUACAUUGGUAUUACCCAAAAUAUAAUAAUAAUACAAAAAUAUUGCCCAUAACGUUUGUAGUUGGGCCGUCUAGCAUAAUGCAUUAAGAACUUGGGCGAUCAGUUUAAGGGAGAAAAAAAAAAAAAAAAAAAAAAAAAAAGGAAAUGGCAGAGGGAUUUAAGCCUUUUUCUUUUUUCCCUAAUUUUUGCAUGACUUGUUAUGUGGAGAAGCAUAACGCUCCAAGUUUCUUCCCAAAGUUGUUUUUGUGUGUUUAUGUUUUCUAACAAAUAGAAACUGCUUUAUAUAUCUUGAUCAGUGUAGAGCGUCGCACCGGCACUGUUGUGACUUUUACAUCGGUUGAAAUUAGAGUAAUUCUGUAGCUCUUCGGAUUUUAGAUUCAUUUUAAAAGGGCUGAAUGGAUAAAAGAAGUUUUAAUGUUCACACCUAUAGAAAGAAAAAAUGUACGAGGCAUCAAGUUUUGUCUAAUAAUUUCAGGCUUGACAACGUGACCAAUUGACAGGCAUCUGAAAACAUGUUUGGAUUUGUAUGCAGUUAUGAUCGCAGUGAAAUCAAUCUGCGUUAAUGGUAUUAUAGUAAGAUCUUUACAUUUAGACCUGCAUCCCAAUUUGCAUACUUUCCAUCAUCCCAAAUAGUAUGUGAGUGAGGAUUAGAAUUAGUGCAAAAACUAACUUCUUACAUCUUGCAGAAUUAAUAAGAUGUUUAGCUUUUUUGUUGUUGUUGUUUAAUCUGACAGAUAAGGAGCUGCAAAACUUAUGUUUAAGUGUAUUCCACUUAAAUUAUACACUAAUUCUGUUCAGAAGUUUACAUGCCCUUGAUUCGUCAUAUUGUUUGUUGCCUCAUAGAUCAACAGUGAUAGAUAUACUUAAAUCUGAUGGAUAUACUUAAAUUCUGCAAAGGGGUAUAUAAACUGAAAAUAAUUAAUUUUUAGGUUAUGAAUUGAAUACUUGAAUGCAAAAGCAAAGGGUACAUUAGGGGGUCUGUGGUAUUAACGCAAAUUUCAUGGUGUCCAAAAACUGUUGUACUGUUUUACUACAUACUUCAUAAUGUACUUUCCCAUCAUCAGUGAAGUAUAUACAUCAGGAGUGCAGUAGAAGUAUGUAAACUGGGAUGCUGCUAUGAUGAUGCAGGAAGGCAUGACCCAACAUGAUCAGAAAAUGAAGGAACAGAUCUUUUGUAAAAUUCAGUCUUUGUGUUUGUAAUUUCUCUUUUGUUUUCUGGCAGUUAGUGGACUGUGUAGAAACCGCCGUUGUUUGGAUGAGGGCCAGGGUGGCAUCAUUAACUGUGGAGCAGGAAGUGUUGAUAAGGCACCGCCCUGCCAACAAUGUCUGUGUGCUGGAAAGUUGUACACGUUCUGGAACGAGAGGAUGACGGCUGGUCAUGACAGUGGCACUGCACAGAUAUCUCCUGCUGUGCAGGAUCAUGUAAUGAGAGGCCACAGUAUUGUAAUAACAGUGUGUGUGUGUGUGUGUGUGUAUGUUUGAAUAGAUGCGGUAGAGUUAAGCAUUAUUAGCAGAUUUGCACUUUUAAUUUUUAAUUUGCAUUAAAAGAGAUAUCUGAGAAAUGCCUAUUACAACUUUAUAUUGUUUGUCAGAGCAUCAUAAGAUGAGCAAAUGAACUCCAAUACAGAUCAUGUCACUGCUUUUUGUCCUUUGAAUAAGAAAUCCAGACAUCCUGGUUAAUUCUUCUUUUGGGGAAAAAAAUGAUGUCAAGAAAAAAAAAGUGUUCAGUAUCUGUAAGCAGCAGCAGGAUUUCUUAAAUGUUUAUAUUUGUAGUACUGGAGAAUAAAGCUCGUUCCAUUCAGACAGCAAAUGAACUUAUAUGUGAAUCUAUGAAGUUGGAGUGUUAAUAAAUGGUACAGAUGCAUUAGUUUCUCAUCCAAACAAUGAGAUCUUCAGUUUAAGAGUGGACAGAACUGUGCAUCCCAGCUAGUCUAAAGUAGCAGAAGCAAGUUGAAUGGGCUUUAAUGAUGGUAAAUGUGCUGUUUGUUCUGGUACGUAGCUGUGUGUUAGUCACACUAUGUGCAGCUCUAACUCUGUUUUGCAGGUACUGACUGUUUACAUCUGUGUAAAUAUUCUCAUCUGUUCAUGUGUGUGCAAUGGUCAAUAAACUGAAGCCUGUGCUUUCAAUUAAAUGA